AUGGAGUCGUCGGGCGGUGGCAAAGGCUGCAUGCAGCAGCUGGCCGGCUUCAUCCGCACCCACAAGGGGAUCCUGCUCACCACCGAGAUAGCUCUGUGUAUACUCAUCUUGAUCUGCUACGGGGCCUCGGUGACGCUCGGCUACGUCUCCCUGGCCAUCUUCGAGCUGAUUUACACCACCGUCAUAUUUAUCCUCUUCGCUUUCGAAUUUCAUCUCCAGAUCACAUUUAUCCACUGGGGAUGGACGGAUUUCCUCAGGGCUCUCAUUGGGUCCGUGGCCUUCCUCAUCACCUCUCUCAUCGUCGUCAUAGGACACCGCGACGGGGCAGGCGUUGCUGCUGGGGUGUUUGGGUUGCUGGUGGGAAUUGUCAUGGCCUACGACGCCUACACCAUUGUACCGCAGCUGAGAAAGCAGCAUUCAGCAGUCCCCAACCCUGAACCGUCCGGAGGGAUCUGA
Messenger RNA from Euleptes europaea (tarantolino), 456 nucleotides. RefSeq names its product proteolipid protein 2 (gene PLP2). Bases 1 to 456 code for a protein of 151 amino acids. Lineage: Eukaryota; Metazoa; Chordata; Lepidosauria; Squamata; Sphaerodactylidae. The transcript has 5 exons. Gene Ontology annotation, cellular component: membrane. The record is from RefSeq and is a predicted model, not a curated record.